Messenger RNA from Nicotiana tabacum (common tobacco), 1969 nucleotides. NCBI's taxonomy places the organism in Eukaryota, Viridiplantae, Streptophyta, Magnoliopsida, Solanales, Solanaceae. The record is from RefSeq and is a predicted model, not a curated record.
ACUCGUUAUAGCAUACAAAAUACCAGACUCACUCUGCGGAUCUCUCAGAUCUGAGAAAAGACACCAAAUUUCUCCCUCCUUAAAACCACACACCCUCCGAUCACCAUUUCUCCCGACUCCCCUUCUCUCACCUUACCCUCAAAACCCACAAAUUCCUCAUUACCGAAUUCUCUUCUGAAGAUUCACUUCGAUUCAACCAUUUCUGCAUUUCUAUCCGGUAAGCAACUAGAAUAAAAUGGAGAAGUCCUGUUCUUUGCUGAUACACUUUGAUAAGGGCACACCAGCUCUUGCCAAUGAGAUCAAGGAAGCCCUCGAAGGGAAUGAUGUUCCUGCCAAGGUUGAUGCCAUGAAGAAGGCCGUCAUGCUUUUGUUGAAUGGCGAAACACUACCCCAGCUGUUUAUUACUAUUAUUAGAUAUGUCUUGCCCUCUGAGGAUCACACGAUUCAAAAGCUGCUGGUUCUGUAUCUGGAGACUAUUGAGAAGACCGAUUCUAAGGGAAGUGUGCUGCCUGAAAUGGUCCUAAUUUGUCAGAACCUGAGGAAUAACUUGCAGCAUCCAAAUGAGUACAUUCGUGGAGUUACUUUGAGAUUCCUUUGUCGGCUGAAUGAGGUUGAUAUAAUUGAACCUUUGAUUCCAUCUAUUAUGAGCAACUUGGAGCACCGACAUCCGUACGUGAGGAGAAAUGCAAUUCUUGCUGUCAUGGCUGUUUACAAGCUUCCACAGGGUGAGCAGCUCGUGGCAGAUGCACCAGAGAAGAUUGAGAACGUCCUUACCACGGAGCAGGAUCCAUCAGCANGUUUCUACAUAAUGCCAGAGCUCUUGAAAUUUGUUCCUCCAUGUCCUAAAUACAUUUCUGUUUGCCAGGGCAUGAGCCAGCUGGAGUUGGAAGAUGCAGUUCACGAUGAUUUGAAACGUGCCACUGGAGAAUUUGUCAAGGAUGAGAAUGAUGCUAAUAGACUAAAUCGGGUUCUGCAACUCACGGGAUUUAGUGAUCCUGUUUAUGCUGAAGCAUACGUGACAGUUCAUCAUUAUGAUAUUGUCCUGGAUGUGACAGUUAUUAAUAGAACUAAAGAGACCCUCCAGAAUUUAUGUUUGGAAUUGGCAACAAUGGGUGAUCUCAAACUUGUUGAGCGUCCACAGAAUUAUACUCUUGCUCCUGAGUCAAGCAAACAGAUAAAAGCAAACAUCAAGGUGUCUUCAACUGAGACUGGCGUCAUUUUUGGGAACAUUGUUUAUGAGAGUUCUAAUGUGCUUGAGCGGACAGUGGUUGUGCUAAACGAUAUCCAUAUUGACAUCAUGGAUUACAUCUCUCCUGCAGUGUGCAGUGAUGCUGCUUUUAGAACCAUGUGGGCAGAAUUUGAGUGGGAAAACAAGGUUGCUGUCAACACUGUCAUUCAAGAGGAAAAAGAAUUUCUUGACCAUAUAAUCAAAUCAACCAACAUGAAAUGCCUUACUGCACUGUCUGCAUUGGAAGGGCAAUGCGGGUUCCUUGCUGCUAACUUGUAUGCAAAGAGUGUGUUUGGUGAGGAUGCUUUGGUGAAUGUAAGCAUUGAGAAACAAGCAGAUGGUAAGCUGAGUGGUUAUAUUAGGAUAAGGAGCAAAACGCAAGGAAUUGCGCUUAGCUUGGGGGACAAGAUAACACUCAAGCAGAAGGGAGGCAGUUGAUCAGGUCAACUGGAAUUUAGUAUGACCUGGAUAUGCCGAUUGUUACACUUGAAUUUGAGGCUCCUCCAAAUCCCCCAUUUUGCAGCUUGGUGGAGUGCUGGGGUUAUUGAGAGAACAUGUAGAGAUUAUAAUACUGCACUUAUUCUUAGGUUUGGAUAUAAAAGAUUCAAGUAUUUUAUUUUCUGUGAGGACAUUUUUUGUAGAGAAAUAUGUGAAGAAAUAUUGCAUUAUUUUUGACAUGUUUUGAAGCGGAAGUUUCUUCUGACGUUCAUUCAAUUUCUCUGUUGAACUGAUUCAAAGCUC